UGUCGUGACAAUAAACACACAGCCUGUGCAGGUUUCUCUCAUUGUUGCAAAGAUACCAGCGGGGAGAAAGUGUCUGAAGUGGUGGGGCUGCAGGAAUUUUUGUCUUUCUUAAAAACUCAGACUUGUGCGUUUUUUUUGUAAUUACCCAUCAAGCAAUGCGAUAAUUGGAUCCACUUUUAUCAUCUCAGAGAAAAAAAAUGGAGCAGACAAAACUUCCAGAAGACGAAACCAGAGACCAGAUGGAGGACAUCACAGAGGAAAAGUUCCUCAAAGAUCUCUACAUUUUCAUGAAGAAGAGAGACACUCCAAUAGAGAGGAUCCCUAACCUGGGCUUUAAGCAAAUUGAUUUAUUUGUGAUGUUCAAGACCGUCAAUGACUUGGGGGGCUACCACAAGGUCACUUCCCAUCAGCUGUGGAAGCAAGUCUACAACAUUCUGGGCGGAAACCCGCGGAGCACGAGCGCUGCGACCUGCACUCGCAGGCACUAUGAGCGGCUCCUCUUACCAUAUGAGUGCCACUUGAAGGGCAUUUUAAUAAACGCUGUGCCUCAGCCAAAACCCUUUCAUGACAAGGACAGCUCCAGUGGGCAGAGGCCGUCGAAGCGCAGGCUACUGUCCCCUCAGGGACCUUACAGUUUCCAAUUCGAUCCCUACCUCCACUCUUUGCCUCUACACUUCCCGCAGUUCUAUCCACCAAGUCAGCCAUUUCUACCCCCUAUCUUUCCCCUUACUCCCUCAGUGUUACUCCCUCAACACCCUGCCCUCAAACCCACCCACCAGUUUCAGCCACCAACUGUUGACCAGCACACCAACCAGUCACUGAUGGACUUGCGGCGACUGGCAGAGCAGUACAUGUCCUUGUUUAGACCGAAUGAACCCCUGAAUCUGAGCACAAAGGCAUCCAGCUGCGACUCUGAGAGUCCGGCGUCAUCGUUUUCCCCGCCGGCUUCCAACAAGGGUCCAAAGUUUUUGAACCAACCCUCCCCACUCUAUGCCCCAUGUCAUUCAGGGGUAGUUAGAAAUGAAGACGCUAGUGACUCUAGUGAAGAAGACACAGCUUUUUCAUACCCUCCAAAAGCAAAGAAAGCCCGUGUUGUGAAAGCUUGCACACCGCCACACAGCCCCAAAGGCAGCUCUGCCCUUACAACGGAAGCUGACAAGGGGGCCCGAAAACCGAGCUCUCCAAAAUCAAGCUCUUUGCUCGAACAAGCAGAAGACAAACAGACAGUUCAGGAAGAAUGGAAGCCUUUUGCCAGCGACAUUCAGUGCAGGCUUCCUCAACCAGGAGAAGGAAGGAUGGAAUUUGAAGUACCACUGUCUGUCUUUUAUAAAUUGAUCAAAUCGUGUGGCCCCUCUGCCAUGUUGCGCCCUUCCCUCAAUCCCGAGGAUUCCUCUGGACAGAAGAGCUGCUCUGACGUUGACGCUCUUCCCUCAGGCGAGAUAUUUUACAUGAAACGGCAGAACUCAGCCGAGGAUUUAAGCCAGAAGGACGAGGCGAACAGUUCCAGCCGGAGCCAAAACUACAAAAACUACAAACCCUUCCCUUCGAGCAGCAACAUGAAGAGUGUCUGGCCUCUGCAGGAUGCCCAUCGUCACCGGGACGUCACACAGACCAGAGUGUCCUCUCACGCUUCCUCCAGACUCUGUGAAGUUCAGGAGGAGGAGCAGAGAGGCGAGAGAAAGCCUCCAGGCCGGCUGAUGAACCCCAGCUCUGAGCUGGAGCUCUCCAGCGAGGAGCUCGUGAAGCUGAGGAAAAUCAUCUUGAGCACUUCGUGAAGCUAAGAUGGAAAGAACCAACACCACGCUGAAGCUAAUUCUUAAAAACUUGAUUAGUGAAGUUACACUUGCAGUACAGCAGAGGAGUUUCGCACAUUGAGAGCAAUAAAUCAACGUUUAACUUCAGUAUUAGUGCCAGGUACAGAACAUGAACAUGAACAUAAGCUUUAAGUCUAAACCAAAGACUUCAUUUUCAAAAUAAAAUUGGCUCUUGCUGCCAAAAAAAGUUUGUAUUUGAAAGGAAGCUAUUCCAUAUUUGAAGCUAUUUUCCAAACUCCUUAUUCUUGAGGAUUAAGGACUUUAUUCCUGGUCACAUAAUCUGAAUUUAUGUGGCUUCUAAAGUGAAACUUUCGUCCUCAAAAUAAUGCACCAAAAACACUUUUAGAAAAAAAGAAACAAAGAAAGGAAGUAUCUGAAAAGCUCUUUUCUCUUUUUUAAAUUUUUUUUAUCGUGACGUUUAACUUGAUAUUGUAAAGCUAACAAAAGUAAAUCCAUUUUACAAAAAACUAAAUGUAGCAGAUAUUUGAGGGGAAAAAAUUAAAUAUGUAUUAUGAAGUGAUUUUUAUCUAAUUAAAGUGCACAUAAGUGUCAUUUGCUGAUCCUGUAAAUAUUCUGUAAUGAUUUAAAUAUUAAUAAAUGUGUUAAAAUGCA
Molecule: messenger RNA, 2426 nt
Organism: Oryzias latipes (Japanese medaka)
Lineage: Eukaryota; Metazoa; Chordata; Actinopteri; Beloniformes; Adrianichthyidae
Gene: arid6
Product: AT-rich interaction domain 6
Biological process (GO): regulation of transcription by RNA polymerase II
Cellular component (GO): nucleus
Molecular function (GO): transcription cis-regulatory region binding
Source: RefSeq, a predicted model, not a curated record